Molecule: messenger RNA, 420 nt
Organism: Vicia faba (fava bean)
Lineage: Eukaryota; Viridiplantae; Streptophyta; Magnoliopsida; Fabales; Fabaceae
Source: the annotation of a GenBank genome assembly
AUGGAGAAGGAAGCAGAGAGAGAAGAUGGUGGAGAAGAAGUGAAAGGGAUGAAGACUGCAGAUAAAGAAGAAGGAAUAUCAGAGCAGCAACAACUUCAUUGUAGAAUGUGUGGACAGAUCCAUUCAAAUGCCUUGGAAUUUGAAAGUGAAAGGAAGCAUGUAAAUUGGUUGCGGACUUUUGCGGUAUGGGAAGCUAUAUCAGUAGUAGGGUGGUUCAUGAUAACAGUUUUAUGGUUUCAAUACAUGGGCCUAUUUCUAAUAUGUAUUGGGAUGGCUUUAGAUCAUGUUUGCAGUCUUUAUAGUGAACUAAUUUUGAGGGCUAUAGCACGGUUUGCAUGGUUUGAUCCAAUGGUCCAUGGUGCAAAGCUAAAACUAGCAUGGCAUAGUAAGAUGCAUCGAAAUCAGAAGCAUGAAGUUUGA